AUGCGUUUAAUUAUUCGUGAAGAUUGUGAUGCAGUUUCUGAAUAUAUGGCAACAUAUAUCAAGAAUCGUAUAUUAGAAUUUAAUCCAACUCCUGAGAAACCUUUUGUUCUUGGUUUGCCAACUGGUUCUUCGCCAAUUGGUGUUUAUAAAAAUUUAGUAAAGUAUCAUAAAAAUGGUGAAUUAAGUUUUCAAAAUGUCGUUACUUUUAAUAUGGAUGAAUACGUUGGUUUGCCAAGAGAUCAUUCAGAAAGUUAUCAUUCUUUCAUGUGGCAUAAUCUUUUCAAACAUGUAGAUAUAAAUCCGAAAAAUGUUCAUAUACUCAAUGGUAAUGCCGAAGAUCUUGAAAAAGAAUGUACUGAUUUUGAAGUCUCUAUUAAAGCUGCUGGUGGCAUAGAACUAUUCUUGGGAGGUAUUGGACCUGAUGGUCAUAUAGCUUUUAAUGAGCCUGGAUCUUCGUUGAACUCAAGGACUCGUGUAAAAACUUUAGCGUAUGAUACAAUUUUAGCAAAUUCAAGAUUUUUUGAAAAUGAUAUCAGCAAAGUACCUAGAAUGGCAUUAACUGUUGGGGUUGGGACUGUUAUGGAUGCACGUGAAGUCGCAGUUAUUAUUACCGGAGCUCAUAAAGCUAUUGCAUUAGCCAAAUGUAUCGAAGAAGGUAUAAACCAUAUGUGGACUGUGUCAGCAAUUCAAAAUCAUCCCAAGGCUUUAAUUGUUUGUGAUGAAGAUGCAACACUUGAAUUGCAUGUAAAAACUGUAAAAUAUUUUAAGAGUAUUGAACACGUUAUUAAAAAUCUUAUUGGAGCUGAAAAUGUUGGUUUACAAGGUAACGUAAAAAAGUAUCCCACACCAGUAGUUACACCAACAAGAGAGGAAUUUUAUAAUUUGCCUUUUUGA
This is a messenger RNA of Entrophospora sp. SA101, 894 nucleotides long. NCBI's taxonomy places the organism in Eukaryota, Fungi, Glomeromycota, Glomeromycetes, Entrophosporales, Entrophosporaceae. The record is from the annotation of a GenBank genome assembly.